Molecule: messenger RNA, 966 nt
Organism: Schistocerca gregaria
Lineage: Eukaryota; Metazoa; Arthropoda; Insecta; Orthoptera; Acrididae
Product: ribosome-binding protein 1-like
Exons: 1
Coding region: 1-966 (321 amino acids)
Source: RefSeq, a predicted model, not a curated record
AUGGGGGAAGGAGAAAAGGGCGAGCGAUGGGGCAAAGAGGAAAGGGCGAGCAAGCGAGUGAGCGAGCGAGCGAUGGGGGAAGGAGGAAUGGGUGAGGGAUGGGGCAAGGAGGAAAGUGCGAGCGAGCGAGCGAUGGAGCAAGGAGGAAAGGGCGAGCGAGCGAUGGGGCAAGGAGGAAAGGACGAGCGAGCGAGCGAGCGAUGGGGCAAGGAGGAAAGGGCGAGCGAGCGAUGGGGCAAGGAGGAAAGGGCGAGCGAGCGAGAGACCGAUGGGGGAAGGAGGAAAGGGCGAGCGAGAGACCGAUGGGGGAAGGAGGAAAGGGCGAGCGAGCGAUGGGGCAAGGAGGAAAGGGCGAGCGAGCGAUGGGGGAAGGAGGAAAGGACGAGCGAGCGAGAGACCGAUGGGGGAAGGAGGAAAGGGCGAGCGAGCGAGAGACCGAUGGGGGAAGGAGGAAAGGGCGAGAGACCGAUGGGGGAAGGAGGAAAGGGCGAGAGACCGAUGGGGGAAGGAGAAAAGGGCGAGAGACCGAUGGGGGAAGGAGAAAAGGGCGAGGGGGCGAUGGGGGAAGGAGAAAAGGGCGAGGGGGCGAUGGGGGAAGGAGAAAAGGGCGAGGGGGCGAUGGGGGAAGGAGAAAAGGGCGAGGGGGCGAUGGGGGAAGGAGAAAAGGGCGAGGGGGCGAUGGGGGAAGGAGAAAAGGGCGAGGGGGCGAUGGGGGAAGGAGAAAAGGGCGAGCAGGCGAGAGACCGAUGGGGCAAGGAGGAAAGGGCGGGCGAGCAAUGGGGGAAGGAGGAAAGGGCGAGCGAGCGAUGGCGGAAGGAGGAAAGGGCGAGCGAGCGAUGGCGGAAGGAGGAAAGGGCGAGCGAGCGACAGGGGAAGGAAAGGGCGGGCGAGGGAGCGACGGGGGAAGGAGGAAAGGGCGGGCGAGGGAGCGACGGGGGAAGGAGGAAAGGGCGAUCGAGCGAGUGA